AUGAAGUGUAACCUUCUCCUGUCCUGGGCCUUCCUGCUCGUGGCCUCUGGCCCACUGCUGGCUCACCCCAUCACAGACUCUGCAGAGAUGCCCUAUCCAGGACCUGUAUCAGUGGAGGACGGCCUGGAUGAUCUGUCUCUCUCUGAGCAAACCUUCCCUCCUCAGGAUGGCGGGCUCAGAUACUCCACUCUAAUAUCUGGGGAGUUUAACCGAGAUGGUGUCAGAACAGGCCUGCUUCCCAGGGGGUUGAAAAGAGAGGUCCUAUUGGAGAAACAGAGUCUCCUAAAUCCUUUCAGCCGUGUGCUGGGCAUUCGGAAGCAGUUCAGGAAGCGAGCAGGGAAUUCUGAGUGUUUCUGGAAGUACUGCGUGUAA
This is a messenger RNA of Perca flavescens (yellow perch), 372 nucleotides long. Its product is annotated as urotensin-2. The coding region runs from base 1 to 372 and encodes 123 amino acids. Lineage: Eukaryota; Metazoa; Chordata; Actinopteri; Perciformes; Percidae. Gene Ontology annotation, biological process: regulation of blood pressure; blood vessel diameter maintenance. Gene Ontology annotation, cellular component: extracellular region. The transcript has 4 exons. Gene Ontology annotation, molecular function: hormone activity. The record is from RefSeq and is a predicted model, not a curated record.